This is a messenger RNA of Anarrhichthys ocellatus (wolf-eel), 4563 nucleotides long. It is a transcript of the gene klhl3, whose product is annotated as kelch-like family member 3. NCBI's taxonomy places the organism in Eukaryota, Metazoa, Chordata, Actinopteri, Perciformes, Anarhichadidae. The transcript is spliced from 15 exons. The record is from RefSeq and is a predicted model, not a curated record. Gene Ontology annotation, molecular function: protein binding. Bases 19 to 1914 code for a protein of 631 amino acids.
UUUUACUGUACACACUGCAUGUGUAUACACAGUAUAUUUGUUUGUUUUUGUGCGGAGGGAUUCAUCUCAGUCACACACGAUCUUCGUGCAGCUGCAGAGCGCUCAUGCCUGCUGUUUGUGUCCGUGAGGAUGGACGGUGUGUCGUUGGGUGUGGUGGCCACACCGGCCUCGCCACGUCCAACCUGCAACACGGACUCGGAGGAGGACACGGUGAAUGGAGGGAUGCACACCUUCAACCAGACGCACAUGAGGAAGGCUUUCCAGCUGAUGAACGAGCUGAGGAGUAAAAAGAUGCUGUGUGACGUCCAGCUGGUGGCGGGGAGCGUUGAAGUGCCGGCUCACAGGGUGGUCCUGGCGUCCUGUAGCCCCUACUUCUGUGCCAUGUUCACAGGGGAUAUGAGUGAGAGCAAAGCCCAUCAGGUGGAGAUCCGAGAGGUGGACGGACAGACCCUGAGGAAGCUGGUCGACUACAUCUACACGGCUGAGAUAGACGUCACAGAGGACAACGUCCAGGUUCUGCUGCCGGCGGCCAGCCUCCUCCAGCUGAUGGAUGUUCGUCAGGUGUGUUGUGAGUUCCUGCAGUCUCAGCUUCACCCCACCAACUGUCUGGGCAUCAGAGCCUUCGCUGAUCUGCACACAUGCACACAGCUUCUGGACCAGUCCCACGCAUACGCUGAGCAGCAUUUCUCUGACGUGGUGCAGGGAGAAGAGUUCCUGGGCCUUUCUCUGCAGCAGGUGUGCAGCCUCAUCUCCAGCGACAAACUGACUGUUUCCACAGAGGAGAAGGUGUUUGAGGCGAUGAUAUCGUGGAUCAAGUACGAUAAGCCGGCUCGUCUGGAGAACAUGCCCAAACUGAUGGAGCAUGUCAGACUCCCACUGCUGACGAGGGAUUACCUGGUGCAGAUCGUGGAGGAAGAGGCUUUGAUAAAGAACAACAGCACCUGUAAAGAUUUUCUCAUAGAAGCGAUGAAGUAUCACCUGCUGCCAGCUGACCAGCGGCACCUCAUCAAGACAGACAGGACCCGCCCACGAACUCCCAUCAGCAUCCCAAAAGUGAUGAUUGUGGUGGGCGGACAGGCUCCGAAGGCGAUCCGCAGCGUGGAGUGUUACGACUUCCAGGAGGAUCGAUGGUACCAAGUAGCGGACCUGCCUUCAAGACGCUGCCGGGCAGGUGUGGUUACGAUGGCGAGCCGCGUGUACGCAAUCGGGGGGUUCAACAGUUCACUGCGGGAGAGAACUGUGGACGUGUACGACGGAGUGAGAGACCAGUGGAGUGCGGUGGCGAGCAUGCAGGAGAGGCGCAGUACACUGGGAGCUGCUGUGUUGGGGGAGUUACUGUAUGCCGUGGGGGGCUUCAACGGCAGUAUAGGUUUGUCGACAGUAGAAGUCCACAAUUAUAAAACCAACGAGUGGAUAUAUGUCGCCUCCAUGAACACCAGACGCAGCAGUGUGGGAGUGGGAGUGAUCGACGGUAAGUUGUAUGCAGUAGGAGGCUAUGAUGGAGCAUCCCGUCAGUGCCUCAGUACAGUGGAAGAGUACGACCCUGUUGCUGAUCAGUGGUGCUACGUAGCCGACAUGAGCACACGCCGCAGUGGAGCAGGUGUAGGAGUGUUGAGUGGUCAGCUGUAUGCAGCAGGAGGACACGACGGCCCCCUGGUGAGGAAGAGCGUUGAGGUGUACGACCCACAGACCAACACCUGGAGACUGGUCUGUGACAUGAACAUGUGCCGACGUAACGCAGGCGUCUGUGCCAUUAACGGGCUGCUCUAUGUGAUCGGAGGAGACGACGGCUCCUGUAACCUCUCCUCUGUGGAGUUUUACAACCCGGCCAUAGACAAGUGGAGCCUCAUUCCCACAAACAUGGGCAACGGACGCAGCUAUGCAGGAGUCGCAGUGAUUGACAAGCCGUUAUGACCACCCCCCCCCCCCAGCAUCAGACUCGCACUGUCUGCCUCUUGAGCUUCAGACGUCAGAGAUGUGACGCCUGAGAUGAACACUUUCCAAAUGGCCGAGCCGCUCUCAAUCUGCAGCUGAUUGAAUCAAGGAUGCGCUAAACCACAACCUUAUUUUGUUGCUUUGUCCAUUUUAAUGAGUGACAUCCUGACUUUUAAAGGACACUGUUGCACUGGAUAAAUAACAAUAUCCACAGGAUGGUGUGCUUAUGAGUGAGUUUUCAUAUGAAAAGCACAUAACAAGCGGCUGUAUCAGCUGACGAUGUGGACCAAACGAUGUGUGUUUAGAUGCUCGGUGGUGUUCAUGUGAUGGACCGCAUCACACCCGAGAAACUGAAUACUUUUAACCACCAGCUUGCUGAUUUCUGGCUGACUGGCUGCCUUUGCUGCAAUCACCGGGGCAUUGCGACACCGUCUUGUGUUUGACUGUUGCCGGAGCGUUAAUCCAAGAUCCUGGAAAUCUGGUCACGCCGCGGGAGACUUUAAAAAAAACAAAAAAAAAAACUGACAACUUGCCACCGAUCCUCCGAUACACAUCGGCUUAUGGCAACUCUAUUUCUGCCCCGACCGCCAGCAAAAGGCCACAGCUGCCAGAGUGUAUUUGUUCUCAACCCGGAGGCCUGGACCGAGAGAGCUGCGAGACAAUUCAAAGAAUGUAGAAAUUCUCUUGUAUGCAAAUCAGCUGUGAUAUUUAAUAUUUUUGAGAUUGUUUUUAAAAGAGGUUGAGAACCACUUGCUGUGGCUCAAAACCCCGGACCAGUGGACCCGGUAGGACUUGAGUCUGAUGUCGACACACUACUGAUGCACUGAUCACUUGCACUGACUGACUCGCCGGACGUCUGCCUGUCUUUCUGACUGACCUGCUGCCAGACAGACGGCUGCUCGGCCGUCUGUCUGUUACUGAUCGUACUCAUGGGAGCAUUUAAAGUCGCCACUUAAAGGCCAAUCAUUUCACCAGAAAUUGUAAAAACAAAUGUGCCAGUUUUGCUGAUCAGAAUAAUGCUGGAGGCACAUUGUGCUUUUAAUCUCUUCAUAACAAUUGUUUGUUUAUUGUCUGAGGGAGCGUGUCAAAAUAUACUGUAGACAUUCAACCGUUGAACUAUAAUGUAAACGAUGCAGGUUUAAGAUCUAUUUAUUGUUUUGAAGCAUUUGAUCACAUAGCAUUUAUUAAUAUCGAAGUGCGCUUCUCAUUUCAUUUCCUCAGCCUUGUUACACUUUGUGCUCCAUUCACAUAAUUCAGACGACGACGGGUGUAUUUUAGAUGUUUUGUUGACUGAGUGGUGCCAUAGCUUUUGAACAAAAAAAAAAAUAGAUUUGUAGAAGCUGCUUUAUGAAAGGAGUUCUCAGCCAAACCUUUCACUUCUGCCUGCAAUCUUCCAGAAGUCAAGGAUGCGAUCGACUGUCAUUUUUAAAACCCUGUGACAAAAAAAGGACCAUGCUGUUGUUUUUGUAUGUUUAACCACCUCAUACAUUUCGACUGACAAAUUGACUUUUUCACGUCUUCCAGGAAGUGAGUCUCAGUUUAUAUGAUAAUAGUUGAAACUUGCUCGAGACACUGCAACAAUAUUUGAAAGUAAUCUCCCCGCAUGGACCUGGAGCUUACAGUUAUAGUUGGCAACAUUUUGACAUACUGAUACAUCAUGACCAAGACGGGCUUUACGGCAAAAUGUCAGGUGCUUUAAAGCUCUAAUUUGCCCCAAAUUCCCAGUGCGCCAAUAUACAUUUUUAAUAGUUAUUGUGCAGCAAUGCAGGCAAAUAGCAUGGACUCUGUGGUGCAUUCAUGUGUCUGCAGGUGGGUCAGAAAAUCACAAUUUAAGAAACAAACGUAAUCAUGGAGUGACAUCAGCAGCUUCUUUUUUAAAGUCAAAUGUCAAAGUCUUAUGCCGUGUGUGUGAAACCACUCAUUCAUUGGUCUAAGAACCCUGUUCUACCGCAGACAAUAAUCAACAGGAAGUUCUAACUAAACGUGCUAAAAGAUCCAAACAAACACCAGUAUGGUUGAGGUUCAUUGUUCAGUCUUGACUUUGGAAACAGAGGUUGACAAGAACUUCACUUCAAGGUCCAUUUAGUAGCUGUUCUGGAGCUUCUGGUCAUAUUACUCGGCGCUUAUUAGCUGAUUGAGAUCAGUUCAAAGUUCAGCCUCAACUGGCGAAGACGAGUCCAGAGCUAAAAAAAUGGACCUUGACGUGAGAUUUAGUUUUUGUGUGUCACAUCGUGUGGUAUGGAAGUUUUCAGAUGUAUAAUGUUCUUACUAAGCGCAGAUGUUAUAUUUUUAAUAUAAACUGUGGAUGUUGUAAACCUAACAGUUGAUAUUGUGAGUUCAUUGAUUGAUUGUUGGGGAGAUUGUGUGGUUUGAACUUUCAUACGUUCAGGUGAAGCUUCUGCACCUGUGUCAAACUUGAAAUCAUUGAAAUGAACUACGCACAUUAAACAGGCUUACUUUGCAAGACUUUAAACCGGCUAUUGUCUGAAACUGUAAAGUUACACGAGGGGGCAUUUUAUAUAUUCUAUAUACUAUUUUGUAAUUUCAUUAUGACUGGCAGAUGUUUGUUAAGCAUUUCCUCAGAUUAUAUAUAGAUAAUCUCAAUUAUGUUGAAUUAUUACAUCUUUA